AUGGUCAUGCUCAAGGAUCCGUCGACAAAAUACAAACCAUUUCCGCCAGUACAUCUCCCCGACCGGCAAUGGCCCUCCAAGACAAUCGACAAGGCGCCCCGGUGGCUGUCGACAGACCUGCGUGACGGCAACCAGAGCUUGGUCGACCCAAUGAACGGCGACGAGAAGUGGACAUACUUCAAGAUGCUCUGCGACCUGGGAUACAAGGAGAUCGAGGUGUCGUUCCCGUCGGCAUCACAGACGGACUUUGACUUUACGCGGCGCCUGAUCGAGACGCCGGGAGCAGUACCGGACGACGUGUACCUGCAGGUGCUGUCGCCGUGUCGCGAGGACCUGAUCCGGCGAACGGUCGAGUCAGUGCGCGGCGCCAAGCGAGCCAUCAUCCACAUCUACCUGGCGACGAGCGAGUGUUUCCGGCGGGUGGUAUUCAACUUCUCCGAGGAAGAGUCGCUGGAGCUGGCCUCGCGGUGCGCCAAGCUGGUGCGGUCGCUCACAAAAGACAGCCCCGACCCUGAAGUCCGGGCGACCGAGUGGGCAUUUGAAUUCAGUCCCGAGACCUUUUCGGACACGCGUCUGGACUUCUCGGUGCAGGUGUGCGAGGCCGUCAAGGCAGCCUGGGGCCCGACAGUAGAGCAGCCCAUCAUUUUCAACCUGCCGGCAACUGUGGAGAUGGCCACGCCCAACGUAUACGCCGACCAGAUCGAGUACUUUUGCCGCCACAUCUCGCAGCGGGAGCGCGUGUGCGUGUCGCUGCACCCGCACAACGACCGUGGCUGUGCCGUGGCAGCGGCUGAGCUGGCUCAGAUGGCUGGUGCCGACCGCGUCGAGGGCUGUCUCUUUGGCAACGGUGAGCGCACCGGCAACGUCGAUCUCGUCACCCUGGCCCUCAACCUGUACACCCAGGGCGUGUCGCCUCGUGUCGAUCUGUCGGACCUGCAGCACGUCAUCGGCGUCGUCGAAGUCUGCAACAAGAUCCCGGUCCAUCCGCGUGCGCCCUACGGCGGCUCGCUCGUCGUCUGUGCCUUUAGCGGCUCGCACCAGGACGCCAUCAAGAAGGGCUUCCUGGCCCGCGAGAAGACAGGUCGCGACGCCACCGAUCACUGGCAGGCCGUCAUCCGCGUCAACUCCCAGAGCGGCAAGGGCGGCGCUGCCUGGAUCAUUCAGCAGUAUCUUCACCUCGACCUGCCGCGAGGCCUGCAGGUCGACUUUAGCCGCACUGUUCAGCGCAUGGCCGAGGAGCGUGGCCGCGAGCUGCUGCCCGUCGAGAUCACCGAGCUCUUUGAGCGCACCUACUUUCUGCGCGAGAAUCCACGCUUCUCCCUCGUCGAUUACAGCAUCCUGCCCGACCGUUCGACCAGCCCGGCCCCUCCGCCGGCUGCUGGCCGCACGCAGGACACCAAGAACAUGAAGCGUGUCUUUGCUGGCGUCCUGCUCGUCAACGGCGAGGAGCACCGCCUGACCGGCCGCGGCACUGGCCCCAUCUCCAGUCUGGCCGCCGCUCUCAAGCCCAUUGUCGGUGUCGACAUCGAGGUCAACGACUACAAGGAGCAUGCGGUUGGCCGUGGUCGCGACGUCCGUGCUGCCACCUACAUUGAAUGCACCGCUGCCAGCAGCCAGAAGGUCUGGGGCGUCGGCCUGCACGAGGACGUUGUCACGAGCUCGCUGCACGCCAUGCUGAGUGCCGCCAGCAAUUUUAUGGCCAGCCAGCCCGGAACGCCGCAGGUCAACCGUACCGUCCCCAAGCGCACCCUUAGCAAGGAGCUAGACUUGAGCACGUCCGCAGCUACUGCACCCAAGCCGGAUCUGAUCCAGGCCCUGGAGGCGCGUGCCGACGAGAUGUAG
Grosmannia clavigera kw1407 is the source of this 1842-nucleotide messenger RNA. Its product is annotated as 2-isopropylmalate synthase. The record is from RefSeq and is a predicted model, not a curated record. Gene Ontology annotation, biological process: L-leucine biosynthetic process. Gene Ontology annotation, cellular component: mitochondrion. Gene Ontology annotation, molecular function: 2-isopropylmalate synthase activity. Bases 1 to 1842 code for a protein of 613 amino acids. NCBI's taxonomy places the organism in Eukaryota, Fungi, Ascomycota, Sordariomycetes, Ophiostomatales, Ophiostomataceae. The transcript has 5 exons.